AUGCCACAUAAUUUUAUCUUGGAAAUCGAAGUAUUUGACUGUUGGGGAAUUGACUUCAUGGGACUCUUCCCACCUUCCUAUGGCAACCUUUACAUACUUGUGGCUGUAGACUAUGUCUCCAAAUGGGUCGAAGCAUUGGCAAGUCCCACCAACGAUUCGAAGGUUAUUCUAAAGAUGUUUAAGCACAUUAUUUUUCCACGGUUUGGUGUUCCUCGGGUGGUGAUAAGUGAUGGUGGAACUCACUUUAUCAACAAAAUCUUCGACAACCUUCUGAAGAAGCAUGGGGUGACACACAAGGUCGUUACACCAUACCAUCCUCAAACUAGUGGGCAGACACCUAUUGGUACCACACCAUUCAAGUUGGUUUAUGGGAAAUCCUGCCAUCUACCCGUCGAGUUCGAAUACAAUUCACUUUGGACAACAAAGCAGAUGAACUUCAAUGUCAAAACGGCAGCCGAGAGGCGCCUUAUCCAGCUGAAUGAACUUGAUGAGAUCCGCAUGAACGCAUAUGAGAGCACCAAGAUAUACAAGGAACGGACCAAGGCGUUGCAUGACAAGAAAAUUUUGCCAAAGAAUUUCGCCGCUAAUAAUCUGGUCUUACUCUUCAACUCACGAUUGAAGGUUUUUCCUGGCAAACUACGCUCCCGCUGGUCUGGACCCUUCCGGAUAAAAGAAGUUAUGCCCUAUGGUGUCGUCGUUCUAUGGAACCACGAUGGGAAGGAAUUCAUUGUAAAUGGCCAACGUCUCAAGCCAUAUCUUGUUGCUCACGCUCCAGCAGAGGAUUCGAUCGUCCACCUGAUGGACCCACAGGCUGCCUGA
This is a messenger RNA of Camelina sativa (false flax), 819 nucleotides long. NCBI's taxonomy places the organism in Eukaryota, Viridiplantae, Streptophyta, Magnoliopsida, Brassicales, Brassicaceae. The record is from RefSeq and is a predicted model, not a curated record.